Messenger RNA from Darwinula stevensoni, 222 nucleotides. The record is from the annotation of a GenBank genome assembly. Lineage: Eukaryota; Metazoa; Arthropoda; Ostracoda; Podocopida; Darwinulidae.
AUGUGCCUGGAAUGGAUUGCGGAAAGUGCGACCCCGCAAGAGGGCUUGGCGGGUGAGCGAGUGCUGGGUAAGCGGGUGCUGGAUUAUGGCUGCGGCUCUGGCAUAUUGGCUAUCGCAGCGGCCAAGUUUGAUGCCAGUAGCGUAGAUGCGGUGGAUAUAGACCCAGCCGCGGUGGAGGCUACUUUAUAUAAUGCAAACAAAAAUGCCGUGCAGCUGCAAACC